This is a messenger RNA of Entamoeba nuttalli P19, 368 nucleotides long. RefSeq lists its product as hypothetical. The annotation marks the transcript as partial. NCBI's taxonomy places the organism in Eukaryota, Evosea, Mastigamoebida, Endamoebidae. The record is from RefSeq and is a predicted model, not a curated record. The transcript has a single exon.
AUGCAAGUAGCUAAAGUCAUUGCUAUUAUAAUGACUUUAUUCUUGCUUAUUUUCAUCAUCCAAUUAUUCAUGUAUCCUACUGUUAAUACAUUAGAGUUCAAAACUCAUGAAAAUGGUCCAAUUCCAACACAUAAAGAAGAGGUACUAAUUGACGAAGAGGAAGAAAGUUUUUGGGCUAAAGCAGAAGUCAUUCCACAAUCACACUCAUCCAAACGAUAUUGUAUUGCAAUAGUUCCACCUGAAGGUGUGAAAGUUAUUAGUACACCUUAUCACCCAAAUAUUGAUUUCAUCACAUCACAAUACACUGCUGAGAACAUUAAAGCAAUGUGGCCAAGAAAAGGAUUUUAUCUUGGUAAUUUUGAUAUUGA